AUGUCCUUCCACCAAUCCAGCCAAGACAUCCACAUCCGCCAGGAGGACGGCUACACCCUCCUCCUGGCCAAUGUCCGCGAUAGCCAUGGCCAGCUGAUCCAGCGCAAGAUCAGACUUGAUGAUCAUAUUGGCAAUACAGAUGGAUGGUUCAUCUGGGGCGGCACCAACUUCACCCGGACGGCGAGGAAUAUCUCGCUCGAACAUACCGCGUAUGGACCUAAACUGUGUGCUGAGCUGCAGACGAGAGAUGGUGGAUGGUCGAGGGGGCUGCAGGGGAUUAUGCUUUCGGAGAAGAUUGCUAAUAAUGAUGGGCAUUUGAAGUUUUUGGGUCCUUGA
Messenger RNA from Aspergillus lentulus, 336 nucleotides. NCBI's taxonomy places the organism in Eukaryota, Fungi, Ascomycota, Eurotiomycetes, Eurotiales, Aspergillaceae. The record is from RefSeq and is a predicted model, not a curated record.